AUGCAGUCCCGGGAAGACAGUCCGCAUUCUGCCCGCCUUGCCAGUGCCGGCAGAAGGAGGCGGUCCAAUAGGAUUUCCAAGCCCUCGGUGUCGGCUUUUUUCGCGGGAGCGGAGGAGUUAGAGGAUACUGGACAUUCUGCAGCCCUCCUGGCCCAGCUCAAGUAUUUUUACGAUGCGCGAAUGCUGUGUGAUGUAACCAUCGAGGUGGUGACACCCGGCAGCGAGCCCGGCACCGGGCGCCUCUUCUCGUGCAACCGCAAUGUGCUGGCAGCAACGUGUCCCUACUUCAAAACCAUGUUUUCAAGCGGUAUGUGCGAGAGCCAGCAAGCCAAGGUGACCAUCUAUGAUGUGGAUGCUGAGUCUUUCGAGGUCUUGGUCAACUACUGCUACACGGGCCGCUUGUCCCUUACUGAGGCCAAUGUGCAGCACUUGUACGUGGCCUCAGAUAUGUUCCAACUUCUGUAUGUGCGGGAAGCCUGUGCUUCCUUCAUGGCUCGCCGGCUUGACCUGACCAACUGCACGGCCAUGCUCAAGUUUGCCGAUGCUUUUGACGACCACAUGCUGCGCUCACAGACCCAGGCCUUCAUAGCUUCCAACUUCAAGCAGCUCAGCAGGAUGGGUUCCAUUCGGGAGGAGACACUGGCAGAUCUGACCCUGGUGCAGCUGCGGGUGAUCCUGAGUCUAGAUAGUCUGGAUGUAGAGAGUGAGGAGACGGUGUGUGAUGUGGCCCUGCAGUGGCUCGAGGCUGCUCCUGAAGAGCGAGGCCCCAGUGCUGCAGAAGUCUUUAAGUGUAUUCGUUGGGCACUCUUCCGUGCAGAAGAUCAGGACUACCUGGAAGGGCUACUGACCAAGCCUAUGGUGGAGAAGUACUGCCUGGACAUUAUUGCAGGGGUCCUCCUGCAGCUGCGUUUUGGCGAUCAGUCCUACAAGGCAGUAGCGUCCGAGCCAGACAGCAGCAAUAACUGCAGUUGCAGCAGUUCUGUUGUUUCUGUAGCUGAAAAUCCACCCCGAAGGUUGGGUAUGUGUGCCAAAGAGAUGGUAAUCUUUUUUGGACACCCCAGAGAUCCUUUUCUCUGCUAUGACCCUUAUUCUGAAGAUAUUUACACAAUGCCAUCUCCUUUGAACAGCUUGGCACACACUCAUAACAUUACCUCCUCGGCUGUUUGUAUCUCUCCAGACUAUGACAUCUAUCUUGCUGCCCAGUUCAGGAAAGACCUAUGGGUCUAUAAGCCAGCCCAAAAUUGUUGGCAUCAACUGGAAGACCGCUUGCUGUGUCGGGAGGGCAUGGACAUUGCAUACCUGGAUGGCUACGUUUAUAUUUUGGGUGGGAGAAAUCCAAUUACUGGAGCUAAAUUGAGGGAAAUGGAAUGUUACAGUGUUCAGAGGAACCAGUGGACACUAGUCGCUCCUGUACCCCAUUUCUUUUAUUCCUUUGAACUAAUAGUGGUUCAGAAUUGUCUUUAUGCUGUCAACAGUAAGCGCAUGGUCUGCUAUGAUCCUAGCCAUAAUAUGUGGUUGAAUUGUGCCUCUCUUAAGCGAAAUGACUUUCAGGAUGCCUGUGUCUUCAAAGACGAAAUCUAUUGUAUUUGUGACACGCCAGUUGUAAAGGUCUACAACCCAGCCAGAGGAAAGUGGAGGCAGAUUAGUAAUAUUCCAUUGGACUCAGAAAUCCACAACUACCAGAUUGUCAAUUAUAAUCAAAAGUUGCUGCUCAUCACUGCUACCACCCCUCAAUGGAAAAAGAACCGUGUGAUAGUCUAUGAAUAUGAUACUAGAGAAAACCAGUGGAUUAACAUAGGUACCAUGUUAGAUCUUGUGAAGUUUUUCUCUGGCUUUAUUUGCUUGAGUGCUCGAGUUUAUCCUUCCUAUCUUGAACCUGGUCAGGAUGUCAUCACUGAGGAAGAGGAUGCAACGAGUGACUCUAGCACUGAAUGCAUCUUCUACGAAUUCAAUGACUCGGACUCUGAGUCAGGAACUUCAAGUUCACUUUCUGAAGAUGAAGUAUGGGUUCAGGUUGCACCUCGGCAAAAUACACCAGGUAGCCAGGGGCCUUUGUAA
Messenger RNA from Chionomys nivalis (European snow vole), 2058 nucleotides. Its product is annotated as kelch repeat and BTB domain-containing protein 7-like. Gene Ontology annotation, molecular function: protein binding. The transcript has a single exon. The record is from RefSeq and is a predicted model, not a curated record. Bases 1 to 2058 code for a protein of 685 amino acids. NCBI's taxonomy places the organism in Eukaryota, Metazoa, Chordata, Mammalia, Rodentia, Cricetidae.